Messenger RNA from Melitaea cinxia (Glanville fritillary), 669 nucleotides. RefSeq lists its product as uncharacterized. The transcript has 6 exons. Lineage: Eukaryota; Metazoa; Arthropoda; Insecta; Lepidoptera; Nymphalidae. Bases 316 to 669 code for a protein of 117 amino acids. The record is from RefSeq and is a predicted model, not a curated record.
AGUAGGGCGACACUUUUUUUGCUAUACUUUGUAUACCAAACUUGAAUUUUUAUAUAAAUUGGCAAAAUUGUACGUCAAAAUGAAAAAAUUUAAACGUCGGAAACGUCGUAAUUGUCAAAUUUUGACUCGAACAAUUAUUUCCUAACCGCCAUAUUAUAUUGCAACCACCGAGUAACCACGCCCGGAAUUUUGGAUUUUUAGUUUUUUCUGCAUAUAUAUUUUCUGAGCCCUAAUACUUUAUUGUGAGAAUAUUAUUCGUCGCUUCUAGGGAUUUACUAUGGAAAAUACAGUGAAACGUAAUGUGAGAUAUCAAAAAUGUACUAUUUGUGGUCUAAAGAGGACCCCUGGACUGGAGCCAAUGUAUUUUUGAAGAAGUUUCCACUUGAUCCAGAUCGUUUUCAAGAUAUAACAAAUUCAGAGAAUGUGCAAUGGAAUGAAAAUAUUUUAUCUAAAAAUGCUGAAUACAGCUUUCUCCCUUUGCCCUCUACUUCGCAGGCACCACAAGGACUUACUUUUGAAAAAACACUAGUUUCCCAGAAUGAAUCAGUAGAAAAUGUUAAAGUUCCUGUUCGCAACUAUGAAAGAAUUGUGGGAAAACCUAAUAGAAAUAGAGAUUCUACAUUAACUGAACGUGAGAAGAUCCUGCUGAGUCAUUUGACUCAAACUUAA